Messenger RNA from Candoia aspera, 3151 nucleotides. It is a transcript of the gene INPP5J, whose product is annotated as inositol polyphosphate-5-phosphatase J. The coding region runs from base 1 to 3114 and encodes 1037 amino acids. The record is from RefSeq and is a predicted model, not a curated record. Gene Ontology annotation, molecular function: phosphatidylinositol-3,4,5-trisphosphate 5-phosphatase activity; phosphatidylinositol-4,5-bisphosphate 5-phosphatase activity. Gene Ontology annotation, biological process: phosphatidylinositol dephosphorylation; negative regulation of peptidyl-serine phosphorylation. The transcript is spliced from 15 exons. Gene Ontology annotation, cellular component: ruffle; cytoplasm; plasma membrane. Lineage: Eukaryota; Metazoa; Chordata; Lepidosauria; Squamata; Candoiidae.
AUGCCCUUCCAUCCAGGCGCCCAGGGAGGGGAGCCGGCGGGAGCGUCUGCCUUGCUCAGCACCUCCCCGGCCCUCCAGGAGCGACGGGCCAGCUGGGGCCAGCUGGCCCUGCGGGGAGAGUCUGCCCUCUGGUCUUGGGCGCUCCCCAGAGAAGGGAAACUGAGGCAGCAGACCAUCCAUAAGAAGGGAGCUUCUUUGCCCGAGCUCCAUGACUCCGUGGAGGAGUCGGAGGUGGAAUUCCCCAAAUUGAUAGUGCGGGUGGGCUUCAAACUGCCUUCUCUAGGCCCAGAAUUAGAGGUGACCCAAGAGUUCACGGCAGCCACAGACCUGGUCCGGCUUAUUGACCACCCAACUCAUGGGAAGGUUGUUGAGAGGGCGGUAAGCUCCCAGCUGUGGUGGGCCCUGGACGAAAUGGAACCGGGACACCCAGGACCGACCUCCCCGCUUGCUUCACAGCCCAUCCCUCCUCGAGGGAGCAUUGUGGGACUGCCAUCUCCAGGGGCAUUCUCUCCAGCCACCAUCCCGUUUGUCCCAGACGGGGCCAUUCGCUACCAGCCCGAGGGAUCCAAUGGGGCAUCGUACAUCGGAGGGAAUGUGCCAAGUGGGACGAGGCCUGAUUCUCUGUGUGAGCCGUUCCAUGCGAGGCUGCAGCCAGACGGGUCUUGCCAUGCUGAACCCCAAGAGCAGGCCGGCAGCAGACCAAUUCCUCCUCUCUCCUUGGAGAUCAGCAGAGCUCAGCUCGAAGGCUCAAGUGCCCAGGGGUACAGCACUCCAACCUUGCGCUCUCCGGUGGAGCUGCGCCCCUUGUCCCCUGGAUCUGGCAGCUCUUCCUCCCUGUGCAGCCUGUCUCCCUCCAUGAAACUCAGUCAGUCCCCAAGCAGGGGGGUGCUUCCCGACCUCUGUGCCUUGGACCCACUGACUUCAGGGAUCCUGGCCACCGUGGAACUCAAGGACACUCUCCCCAAGGCCGAGUCCAGCGACCACAUCUGCCUGAGCCGGCCGGGCUCAUCUCACCGGCUGGGCUCCCUCUCCAAAGCCAUCUCCAGCGAGUACAUCUCAGGGGGGAGGGCGGGUCCUUCCAAACCCGCCAUGCUCUCGAAGGCCGAGUCAGAAGAACUGACCUCAUACGCGAGGGUCCGUCUGUCUCCCCAGCUGCAAGACCUGCGGGGCAGCGACACCAACCGCACAGAGAACUUUCUGGGAAGAUUCAGCCAGCCACAAACAAAGCAGGACAAGGAGUUUCGCAUCACUGUGGUCACAUGGAAUGUCGGAACCUCCAUGCCCCCAAGCGAUGUGACCUCCCUCCUGCACCUCAACACGGGGGACUCCACUGACACUGACAUGAUUGCUAUUGGGUUGCAGGAGGUGAAUUCCAUGAUCAACAAACGACUGAAGGAUGCUCUCUUCACCGACCAGUGGAGUGAACUUUUCAUGGAGGUGUUGAGCCCCUUUAAUUUUGUACUGGUGAGCACCGUACGGAUGCAAGGAGUGAUACUGCUUGUCUUCGCCAAGUACUACCACCUGCCUUUUCUGCAGGACAUCCAGACGGACUGCACCCGGACAGGACUGGGCGGCUAUUGGGGCAACAAAGGGGGGGUGAGUGUCCGGCUCUCCGUCUUUGGACACAUGGUUUGCUUCUUGAACUGCCACCUGCCGGCGCACAUGGAGAAGGCCGAGCAGCGCAAAGAGGACUUCACCACCAUCCUCCACUUGCAGCAGUUUGAGGGGCCCUCGGCCAACGGCAUCCUGGACCACGACCUCAUCUUUUGGUUUGGGGAUCUCAACUUCCGCAUUGAGACCUUGGACAUCCGCUAUGUGAAAUAUGCCAUUGACAACAACAUCCUGCACCAGCUCUGGGAGAAGGACCAGCUUAACAUUGCAAAAACCACGUGGCCCAUCCUGAAGGGAUUCCAAGAGGGGUCCCUCAACUUCCCCCCAACCUUUAAAUUCGACGUGGGAACUAACAUGUAUGACACCAGCGCCAAGAAGCGGAAACCAGCUUGGACAGACCGUAUCCUAUGGAAGAUCAAAAGCUGUGGCCUUCCUGGGCACCCUGGGCGGUCCAGCGGUGGGAACCUGGCCGUGACCCAGCUCUGCUAUUGCAGCCACAUGGAGUACACUGUGAGUGACCACAAGCCCGUUGUUGCCGUCUUUGCAGUACAGUUUGGCUCCCGAGCCGAUGUGCCCCUGGUGGAGAUUCAAGUGGCCGAUGAGUGGACCAAGCCGGAGCAAGCUGUGGUCCGCUACAGGACCUCCUCGGCCUUCCACCGCAGCUCCUGGGACUGGAUUGCGCUCUAUCGGGUGGGUUUCCGGCACUGCAAGGACUACAUAGCCUAUGUAUGGGCCAGGCAGGAAGAUACUGAGAGUCACCUUUACCAGCUGGCGUUUCCAGAGGAGUCCCUGCCCAAAGGGAAGGGGGAUUACAUCCUCGGCUUCUACAGCAACAGCUGCAGCUGUAUGGUGGGUGUGACAGACCCCUUCCAGAUUUCCUUGCCCACCCCGGAGCAGAUCAGCAGCCCCACGGACAGCACCAACAGCACCUCCGAAGAGGACGACGACAGCACGCUAGUGCUCCUCGGCCCCAAGUCCCGCAGCCCCAGCCCUGGGAAGAUGCACGGCCACCGGAGCCGCAGCCCCAGCCUGGCCAAGUUCCAGGGGCUGCUGUUGCGGUCCUCAAGCCGAGACCAAGGGGCCAGCCGCAGCCCCUCGCCCCAGGGGCGCCGCCACAGCAGCAUUCUGAAGGCCGACAUCCCCAGCAUCCACUUCUCCAAGGACAGCCCGCGGUGUCGUUCCAAGUCGCGGGAGAUGGCACAGCACUCAGAGGCCUCCUCCUCCUCCACCAUCACCACCCCCCAGGCCUGGACAGGCUGGCGCUUCGAGGAGAGUCCCCUGGCCAGGGCCGAUCCGCGGAAUCUGGGCCUGCUGCCUGCCGUGCGCCUGGAGACUGUUGACCGGGCCAUGGGGUCCCAGCGUGAGAGCUGUGACCCGAGCUUGCCCGGGCGGAGGAUGAGCCCCACCAGCCCCACGGUGGGGCUCGCGGCUCUCUUUAGCACUUCCCCACAAGAGGGGGGAGGGCACGACCCCCACAGCCACAGCUGCAAUACCAGGCCCUAAGGGGGCAGAGCCUGCUCAGCCAUCACCCUGUGCAGCG